UUGGAGGGAGCUUGAAGUGACAAAACAACUGGAUAGCGACGACAUUCAAAAUGGGUCUAUUGUCCAUCAUCAGAAAGCAAAAGCUUAAAGAUAAGGAGAUUCGAAUCUUGAUGCUAGGCCUCGACAAUGCUGGCAAAACUACAAUUGUGAAGAAGCUUUUGAACCAAAACAUUUCAGAGAUAUCUCCUACAAUGGGAUUCCAGAUCGACACAUUGGAAUAUAUUGAUCCAGACUCAAAAGACAGCUUCAGGUUGAAUGUUUGGGAUGUUGGGGGCCAGUCGACGCUCAGGCCCUUUUGGUUUAACUACUUUGAGAAAACAGACUCGUUGAUUUGGGUUGUGGAUAUUCUAUCAAUGGAAAGGAUGCAGGAGAAUUUUGUUGAGUUCGAGAAGGUAUUGAAGGAAGACAGAUUGAUUGGGUCGAACUUGUUGAUCUUGGUAAACAAAACUGAUUUGCUAGAGGGAAACGACAGCAGUAGAGUGGACGAGAUAUGCCAUCUAAUUGAGGAGUCGUUGCAGUUGAAACAGAUUAAAAACCACAACUACAAGCUACUACCAUGUUCAGCCUACACUGGUGCUAAUAUCGAAGAGGGAAUCAAGUGGAUAGUGGACGAAAUCAAAGAGAGAUUGUAUCUCUACCACUAAACCACCUUCAUGAAGCACCAAAAGCACCUUCCCUCAAAGAGAGCGCGUCAAAAUUACCGGAAACAGAAACUCUGCUUUCAAUCACACCAAUCACCUGACUUUUCAGUCUCAAAUGCCGAG
Molecule: messenger RNA, 764 nt
Organism: Ascoidea rubescens DSM 1968
Lineage: Eukaryota; Fungi; Ascomycota; Saccharomycetes; Ascoideales; Ascoideaceae
Product: GTP-binding protein
Exons: 2
Coding region: 51-644 (197 amino acids)
Biological process (GO): protein folding
Cellular component (GO): cytoplasm; microtubule cytoskeleton
Molecular function (GO): GTPase activity; GTP binding
Source: RefSeq, a predicted model, not a curated record